Molecule: messenger RNA, 4451 nt
Organism: Plectropomus leopardus (leopard coralgrouper)
Lineage: Eukaryota; Metazoa; Chordata; Actinopteri; Perciformes; Serranidae
Gene: tmem170b
Product: transmembrane protein 170B
Biological process (GO): negative regulation of canonical Wnt signaling pathway
Cellular component (GO): plasma membrane
Source: RefSeq, a predicted model, not a curated record
GUUAUUACGUUGCUACGUAACUUCUCCUAUUUACGCACAUUUUCUGCGCACCGUCCUCUCUAUUGUUCCCCAUUCAUGGAGCGCUAUAACCCGAAGAUGUGUCUACGGUAACCCCCCCUCCCUCCUCCUCAAAGCAGGCGCCUGGCCCUUUAAGGGUUAUGUAGCCGGGCUAGCCGAUGUAGGACGAGCCGACCGUGCGUCUGCCUGCCUGCGCUCCCCGCUGCCAUCCCAUCAUGGCCUCCACACAGCCGCCACCGACACCACCGAGGAUGAACCGACCAGCCAGCGGCCCUUCCCUUCCCGGAGCGGAGACGGACGUCAAGCCGAAGCAGAGGCACCGGUAGAGGCGAGCCGCGCCGGGGAGAGCCGCCUCGCAUCCCAUGCCACCCCGGUCUCCUCCAUGCCUUCGACUAAAGCCAAGUACAGCUAUUCGAUAAAGAGGGGUGCGAACCCGGGCGGCGGCGGCAGCGGCGGCGGCAGAAACAUGACAACGAACAGGGAUUAUUCUGUUAAUCUGUCGGUGCAGCAAGUGCUGAGCCUUUGGGUGCAAGGCACGACGCUGCAGCACUUCACAGAGAUGUGGUACUGGGUGUUCCUGUGGUGUCUCUUCUCCUCGCUCUUCGUCCACGGGGCGGUGGGGCUGCUCAUGUUGGUCAUGCUGCAGCGCCACAAGAGGGGCCGCCUCAUCACCCUGGUGCUGGUCAGCGUGGGUUUCCUGGCCUCCCUCUCCGGAGGCGUCAUCACCAGCGCAGCGGUGGCGGGGGUGUACCGCGUGGCAGGGAAGGACAUGGCGCCGCUGGAGGCCCUGAUGUUGGGCGUUGGGCAGACCACCCUCUCCAUCAUCAUCUCCUUCUCACGCAUCCUCGCCACUCUGUGAAGCGAAAACCCCUCGACGCGUUGAAGCGCAGAUGCUGAGACGAGGGCAGUUGAAUCGAGCCAAUCAGAGACUUUUAGGUGGCUGGGUUCGUGGACGGAGAGGAGGCAGAAACGCUCUGGACCUUUGGGUGCAGGAGAGAGCUCCCCCCGGUGUCUCUGCUCUGUUACUGCCACAAUCACAAAGGGAACUCAAUGCAGGCCGAUUGUCUCCGUGUCAGACAGCGGCACCAGGCGGAGACGGCGCCAUCCUCAGCUUCUGGACUUGAAAGCCAUGUUUUCAGUUGUUUCCAGAGUUACAUCACUUCUUUGUGCCAACAGCCUUCUCUGGGACAUCCAGAUGCCUUUUAUGGCCACUGACUCUUGAAGGCUUUCUGUUGCACUUGUGGGGAAAAAUCCUCUUUUAAAAAAAAAAAAAAACAGCAGAGUGACGACCUGUAAUGAUCGUCUGAUGAUCUCCUUCAGUGAUCAGCGCGAGAACAAAAGUUGAGCAACGAGUGGUGUGUUAGGGAGUGACAACCCAACAGUGUUCAUCAGCAAAAACACAAUUUUUCGUCAGUAUUACAACAUCAGCCUCUCCCCUCGGUCUUCACCACGUACAGAUGAUCAUGAUCAUUCCUUUUCCUUAAACGGUUAAAAAGCUGCUCCAUCCAACUCACGAGCGAGAGGCAGCUUUGAAUUUUGCACUUUGUAAACGUGUGAGACGCUCUUUGCCUAAGACGGUGAAAUCAGUAGACGAGGAGAGGAAAACCAGCAUGGCGCUACGUUUGGUUUGAAAUAUUGAUUUAGUGUGUGCCAACGAGAACUCCAAUUGGAGUCAAAGGAAUAUUUCGACAUGCUGUCCCGUCAAGAGUUGGAAGAGAAAAUGCCACUCUCAUUUCUGUUCAGUAAAAAUGAAGCAGUCAGGACACAGGUAGCUUACGUUAGCAUAGAGACUGAAAACAGCUUAGCUGACGCUGUCUAAAGGUAACAAAUUCUGCCAACCAGCACCUCUAAAGCUCAGUCAUUAAUAAUAUAUCUUAUUUCAGACCGUUCUUUAAUGAUGGAUUUCUUUAUGCAGUCAUCUGCUCCACACAUAAUACUGCAAACUAUUUGAAUUAUGUAGCAUACAUUGCUACAUGUAGCUACAUGCUAACGUCAAAGAAACGUAAUCUUAGUUGCCAAUUUUUUUUAACCUGUCCCGGAUUUUAAAUCAUAUUCCUGCUGGAACGUGUCCGGUUGUUUUAAAAGCUUUUAUUGGUGAUUUUUCACAGUAAAAAGUGCUGCUACUGUCCGUAAAAGUCAUUGCCUGGCUGCACUGACACCGAAAUACAGAAGACCCGGAAACGCUGACCAAUCACAGCAGGCUUUUUCAGAGGGGGCGGGCUUAAAGAGACAGGUGCUAAAACUGAGUGUCUCAGACAGAGAACGAAUACAGGUGUUCAACCACAGUCUGAUGAUAUAUAUAUAUAUAUAUAUACACACACACAUAUAUAUAUAUAUACACACACACACAUAUUCUAUAGUAUGUAAACAUGCAUAUGUUAAAACCCAAAAUACAAGUAUGACCCUGAAAAUGAAUGUAAGUAGUCAGUGUUUUACAGGUGGUGCCAGCUGAAAACAUGAGGUACAGACUUGUAGGCGGAGCGGAGUGGGUUUUUUUGCUGCACAGACUCCAUCUUUGUAGUGUGUAGUUACUGUCUGCGUCUUCUGUGAGUAUUGACUUCUGCAAAAAGCUAAUGCAGUUGGUUAUGCAUGUUAUGCGUAUGUUCGGAAACAUAGGCUAAAUGAAAUGCUACUAAAUUAAUUAAUUGAAUUGUUUUAACAGCAGCAUGCGUAGUUUUUUAUUUGAAUGUGAAAAGUGGGAACAGACACAGAUUUGCUGUGCUGUUUUGCACUGACUCGGGUACAAUGAGGUAUUCGUUUGAAUCCUUUUUAAACUGAUUGUGAUCAUCAUUCUCACAGUUUUGUGUAGUUUUUACUUGUUGGCGAAAAGAAGAAAAAAGCACACCAGCAGCGUAAAAACAGAGAAGAGCCGUGUAAUGCCUGCGCAGGAGAGCGCAGCCUCAGUGUCAGUGUCACAGCUUUAGUUGAUUAUAAUGGACGCACAAUGCUGCCGAGGUUGUGUCGAGUCGAGGUUAUUUCUGUCUGGGUGCAGUGACUUCAUGGAGAGCUAAGACUUAGUUUGUAGCAUAAACCAUCAUAAAGCAGAAAAUUGUCUUUUUACACAACUGUGUGAAACAAAUGAGAUCUAAAAUGUUGAUCAGUGAGCUUGGGAGGUGCUGGUAGGCAUUUUUUUCAUUUGUUUAUUUGCUCAAACAUGAACAAACCAACAGUAUUGUUGUUGGUAGCUACACAUUCUUAGACCCAGAACAGUAAUUUAGCACCACAGCGAUACAACUGAACCCCAAAUCAUUACAACGCAGCGGUCAUAUUAAAAACAAAAAACCCGCCCACGACCUCUUUCAGCUUUCAGCUUCAUCGUUGACCCUUGCUAACGUGCUCGUAUGACACAAUUUCUAACAUAACGGGCCUCCAUUUUUCAGAAUCUGGAGGGGAUGUGUUUUUCCAAAAUAUGAGGAUCACCCGAACAGCUGUGACGAGUCGUAUUUCGAUACAUUUGGCACUUCUCUUCAGUCCCCAGUAAGACCCAACCACUUCCCUAAGUGAUCCACAACUUUUCCCGAAAAUGGGUUAACAAGUUAACAUUCCCAGAUUGCGUGUAGAAACGUUCCCGUUUGUGUCUGACAUUUCCAACAUAAAUGAUUAGCCGACCAUCCUGUGGAGCGAGCGGGCGGUCGGCAGUGAGGUGAGGUUUCCACUCUUUAUGUUAAAUCAACGACCUCCUGCGUCCAGCUUCAUAUUCACUCUACAGACACGAGAGUGGCGUCAUUCUUCCCAUCUAACUCCCAACAAGACAGAGAAUAAAUGUUGAACUAUUCCUUUAAAGCAGAUCAGAGGUGUUCGCAUCAAACAGGGUUGAUUCAGGUCUGGUUGAGACCAGGAUCAGGUUCCUCUUAUUCAGGUUUUAGGAAAGAUGUUUUGGUUUUAAAAAGGCUUGUUUAGCUUCUCGAGAGUCACAUGUUCAAACUAUUCUGUGAGUCUCGGUGCAGAUUUACUGUGAUAACGUUUGAACGCGGCGGCGGCGUCAUCGGCAGUAUAAACUCUCCCGUGGAAAACCCUCCCAAACUGGAGAAGGUCAGACACAUCCUGCUGCUCAGACGGCCAUUUUUUAUUAUGGCUCCCUCUUUUCUUUGUUUUGCUUUGUUAACCAAUGUUCCUUAAGUUUAACUUUGCAUAUUGCACUGAAAUUAAUCUGCCUUGUUUUUAGCACAGUGUGCGAUGAUAGCUCUGUGCUGUGACUCGACCCAGUAAUCACAGUAAUUACACACAGAAAUCAGUGAUAACACACUGAUGAUCGCGUUUUGGUGAAGCAAAGAAUGUGCUUGAAGCUACUGUUUUUAGUCAGACUCGUUUUAUCAUGUUAAUACAUUAGUUCUUCACUGACAGCAGAAAGAUACACUGGUUUUAUUUAAGUUUAACCCUUUAACAACUGGAUCCACAUCAGUUUUCUUGUGCUGUGUUCAAACUUUUAAAUC